GCACUGCCUUGCACCUAGCAGCCCCUUCUCCCAUGCUACAAAUUCAGAGCAGAGACAGGAACCAGGGUUAGGCACUGUGGCGUAUACAUUUCCUGUUUUAGAGAAGAAAAAAAAAAAAAAAAAAAAAAAAAAAAAAAAAAAGAGCUACAGUAGCAAAGUGAAGUUGUUGGAACGAAGAUGACAGUUGGAGCAUGUUUGUGCCUGAUAACCUAGCACUCACCCUCUCCUCCGCCGAAGCUUCACAGACGUUGUGGAAUAGGACUGGACUACUUAUUUUUUGCUCUUUCACUUUGGAGCUGGCAUUACAGAACAGAGAGAGGGUAACUUUGGGUGACAGAAGAAGAAAAUAAAACAUUAAUUUGUCAAGAAGGCCUCAACAGUUUGCUCAGCUUGGGGAAGGAGCAUCCCAAAGCGGACAGGAGAGGAGGUGGCUACAGACUAGCAAGUUUAUGUAGUGCUGCUGACAUGAUUAGCCAACCUGAAAAGACACCACAGCGGCAUAGGCGUUCAAGUGAGAGCUACGAUGAGAAGUGCGAGCGGCGGCAUGAGACACGCGAGAACUUGCGGAGGCGAAACAACGUGACCACGUGUCGGCGCAUUGGGAAACAUAAUAAAAAAGAAGCAGAGAAGCAGUCCCAGAGUUCCCGUCAGAGGGAGUUCUUGAGAAGAAGAAACCUAGCGACUGAAGAAAGAAACAAACCAAGGAAACCUCUCCCUGGAGCACAAGCUCCUCUAGGAGAAGAGAACAAGACACAUGUCCCCCAGGACCCCUCAUCAUGGGUGGAUCUGAGGUCACCGACUCCAUUCCAGCACCCAUGGAGCCACAGUGUGUUCCUGUACGCACACCACCAGCUCGGGCUCAGCAUGCACCUCGGGUCGAGCAGCCUUCACUCCUGUGCCAUUCCAUCAGAAAACAUCCCCAGCAAAGGCAUCUCCACAGACACUCAAGGAACUCAGACACUUACAAAUUCAAGUGCAAAAAUGAAAGACUCAAGCCAACAGACAGAUUGCGGAAUAGCAGUUUUAAAUAAGGAAAUAGUGCAACUUUCCAACUACCUGAAGGAGGCAUUGCAUCGGGAGCUGUUGCUGAAGCAGAAGAUGGUGAUUUUGCAGGAGCUUUUCUCCACACUGCUGCAAGCAUCAGAAAAAUCCUGGCAGGGUCAGCUAAAUGAAGAUAAACUGAAGUGUAAACUUAGGGCACUUGAAAAUCAACUGCAGGCCUGCACUCAGAGCUACUCAAAGGAGUGUGUGAAGAAGAUCCUCAUAGAGAUGGAGGACCAAAAGCAGACCUAUGAGCAGAAGGCAAAAGAGGCUCUUCAGAAAAUGCUUCAGGACAAACUCCAAGCAGAACAGCAGCUGCAAAACUCUCAGAGAUCCUUGGCAGUUACAAAAGAAGACUGUGCCCUCUGGAAAGAGCACUAUGACGCACUGAAAGCUGAAUGGACUGAGAUGACCAAGGCACAUACUGAGCUCGAGAACAAUCUCCACGUUUUGCAAAGCAAACUGCAACGGGCAGACACGCAGAAUGAACAGCUUCACCGGGCCUUGUGUAACCUGGAAAACGAACAUGCAGAACUCCGCCUGAAAAUCAGUGCCUUGCAAGAGGACAACAAGCUUAAAGCAGAACAUAUCAGUGCAAUAGAAGGUAAAUUGCAAAAAGAACAAAAUCAGAAGAUAACCUUGGAGGCAACAAUCAGCCACUUGCAUAAUUUGUUACAGAACCAGACCAACGAACAGAAAGCUCCAGAACCGAUGGUACAAAGGAAAGAUAAGGUUCUCACCACGCAGACCCCACCUUUCACUCCUGCCACAGCAAAACUAAAUGCCCUGUUAGAGCAGCCAGAGGAGGAGGGAGAAGAAAGUCUGAAGGAUGAGAUGCAGAAAAGGACAUCCCAGCUUACAGCAAAGGAGAAUGAGUGCACAGAGCUGCGUUUGGAGCUGGAGGCCCUCAGUGACGAGUACCGCUCCUGCCUGACCAAAUUACGCCAAUGCCGAGAUGAGCUUAAUCAAUUCCAGAGCAAACGGCCAAAAAGACAGCAUGGUAACUGGAUCCCUCUCCUAGUGUUGGCAAUAGCAAUGGCCAUAGCAGCUUUCCUGGCAAACUAUGUACCAUAAACAACCUUUACAAUUACCUCACUUCAGGAACUGACUUCUGCCUUAAAAACAACAGCAACGAGCCCUCGCUGCAAUGUACAUUCAGCUGUUUUUAUACUUGUUUGGUUUAUAUUUUGAGCUGGUCUCACUCCAAACGAACUCCCACGGUUCUAAUAAAUGCUGUGAGAUCA
Messenger RNA from Dromaius novaehollandiae (emu), 2285 nucleotides. RefSeq names its product TRAF3 interacting protein 3 (gene TRAF3IP3). The record is from RefSeq and is a predicted model, not a curated record. The transcript has 17 exons. The coding region runs from base 466 to 2115 and encodes 549 amino acids. NCBI's taxonomy places the organism in Eukaryota, Metazoa, Chordata, Aves, Casuariiformes, Dromaiidae.